AUGGUGCUAGAUAUGGAAGUCAAUGAACUAUUGGUCAUUAGAGAUUUUGACUUGCUGAUUCACCAAAGAUUGUGUAAAAGGUUCAGAAAGAUUGAGUUUCAACAUACGCCAAGGGCUCAGAAUGAAUUUGCUGAUGCACUGGCAACAAUAGCAUCAAUGAUCCAACAUCCUGAAAGUAGUCACAUCGACCCGCUAAGGAUAAGUCUGAAAGAAAAGCAUGCCCACUAUUGCCAUGUAGAAGCUGAGCCAGAUGGCAAACCAUGGUGCAACAACAUCAAAAUGUAUCUAGAAGGACCGCAUUAUCCCGAAAGCAUUACAAAUGGACAAAAGAAGACCAUCCGAAGAAUGGUGAACAGUUUCUUCCUAAAUAAAGAAGUUCUAUACAAACGGACCCCAGAUUUGGGUCUGCUUAGAUGUGUAGUCGCCGGUGAAGCCACCAGACUUCUAGAGGAAGUACAUGCGGGAGCGUGUGGACCCCAUAUGAAUGGACGUGCUAGCAAAGAAGAUUCUACGAACUGGAUACUAUUGGAUGACUAUGGAGAGCGACUGCUGCAAAUAUGUGCAAAGGUGCCAUCAAUGCCAGAUCCACGGUGA
Lycium barbarum (goji berry) is the source of this 594-nucleotide messenger RNA. RefSeq lists its product as uncharacterized. The record is from RefSeq and is a predicted model, not a curated record. Bases 1 to 594 code for a protein of 197 amino acids. NCBI's taxonomy places the organism in Eukaryota, Viridiplantae, Streptophyta, Magnoliopsida, Solanales, Solanaceae. Gene Ontology annotation, molecular function: nucleic acid binding. The transcript is spliced from 2 exons.